CGAAUAAAUACUCCGAAAUCUUCAUUACCAUUGUCUACCAAUCGGGCCCGGGCCCUAAUAAAAGCCGCAAAUAUUGUCUUUAGACCGAUCGGAGCCUCCAGACUUAAAUAUUAUAAAAUUAUAAUUAGCAAAUGUUUAUCCAUAAUUGACAGAAUGGAGCUCGGAUGAGAGGCCGUAUCGUCACGAGUCUAGCUGGAGCUCUUACCGCCGUCAUAUGAUUUCUCGAGCAUACUUAUAACCGAAUCCUCAAUAUUCGAUAUGUGCACAUAUCCGAAGAAAGUCCAUAGUGAAAAGUGAGACGUCGGUGGUGGUAUGUUGGCGACCAGAAGAAUCGUGAACCUGCCCACGGAUCAGGUUUACGAGUCCCAGUAUCUGCCAGUACAGACAGAUGACAAUUACGAGAAGACCUAUAUCAAGCAACUCAAAAAGUUUGCAAAAUAUGAAAUAAAACAAGCGAAACAGGAACAAAAAAUCGAGGGAAAAUCCAGGAGAAAGGAACUCAAUCUUUACCAAGGAAAAUGGUUGAGAAGAUUGUCUUUCAUGUGGAAGCAUACAGUUGGUCGAUUAGGUGAAGACUGGGUAUUUUUGGCCUUCCUGGGAUUCAUCAUGGCCCUCAUCAGUUAUGGGAUAGAUAAACUAGUACUCUUAUUCUCCAGUUCGAGGAUGUACCUUUACAAAUUGGGCUACAACAUGAGUUCAAGAUAUUUCGGUUGGAUAUUACUGCCAUUCUGUUUGAUAAUGUUCAACGUUGGUUUCGUUUAUAUGGUAGGACCCCAAAGUGCAGGUUCCGGUCUCCCUGAGCUCAAAACGAUUUUGAGAGGAGUCGUACUGAAGGAGUACCUCACAUUCCGAGUGCUAAUUGCUAAAAUCUUUGGCAUAGCUUGCACCAUAGGCUCUGGGAUGCCUCUGGGGAAAGAAGGACCUUUAGUGCACAUGUCGAGCAUAGUAACCACCCUGUACGCCAAUUUCCUCUCGAAAAUGAAGCAUUUCAAGGGGGAAGAGAUCAGGAAGACUGAAAUGCUAGCUGCAGCUUGUGCCGUUGGUGUAGCCACAACAUUUGCAGCACCCAUAGGAGGUGUCCUCUUCAGUAUCGAAGUGACAACCUCUUAUUUUGCCGUGAGGAAUUACUUCAGGGGUUUUUUCGCCGCUGUGUGCGGCGCCAUCACCUACAGGCUUCUGGCAGUUUGGAUAGACGGCAUGAAGACCUACACGCCUGUGUUCAAGACCAACUUCCUGGUCGAGUUACCGUUUGAUCCGCAAGAACUCAUCGCUUUUGCCCUCAUAGGAGUGGUCUCUGGUUUUGGCGGCGCCCUGUAUUGUUGGUGUCAUAGAAACUACGUCCUGUUCACCAAGAGGAAUAAAUUCUUGAUAUGGCUCAAUAGCUUCUGUCGUUUCUUAUAUCCAGGUUUCGUGGUUUUAACAGUAUCGUCCAUAACUUUUCCACCAGGUAUCGGAAGAUACCUGGCCGGUCAUCUACCACCGAAGGGUCACGUGGACAAUUUAUUCGCAAAUUUCACUUGGAUGGCGGGAAACUUGAGCGAUUCUCAGGAAAUGAUACUAAACAAUUGGAGGACUGACAGAACUGGACCCUACCUACACCUCCUUAGCUUCAUGGGAUACAUGUUCCUGAUGUCGAUCUUUGCUUCGACCAUGCCUGUGCCAAAUGGAACAUUCAUCCCAACCUUCAGAUUCGGAGCAGCAUUUGGAAGAAUAAUUGGGGAAAUCAUGGCUAGAUGGUACCCAGAUGGUUUCUUUUAUGGCGGACGAAACGUUCACGUUAUACCGGGUGGAUACGCAACAGUUGGAGCAGCAGCGUUCACAGGAGCCGUCACCCAAACAGUGUCAGUGGCUGUCAUCGUGUUCGAGAUGACAGGCCAAAUAUGCCACGCCAUACCGAUCUUGAUAGCCGUUCUCAUCGCAGUGGGCAUAUCCACCAAGCUGGGGCCAAGCUGUUACAACAACGUCAUCAUAAUCAAGAAGCUGCCGUACCUGCCAGACCUUCUACCCAGCGUAUCAAAGAUGUACACCGUCUGUGUGGAAGAUUUCAUGGUGACAGACGUCAAGUACGUGCAUUUCGAAAUGACCUACGCCGAACUAGAGGGCGUUCUCAAGGACAACCCCAAGCUGAAGACGUUUCCCAUCGUGGAAAACGCCGAUAACAUGGUCCUCCUCGGCUCCACCAAGAGGAACGAGCUGAUCAAGUUGCUGGAGGAGCAGACUGGCAGGAAGAAGAGACUGGAACACAUAUUCCAGAAGGUCUUCCAAGAAUCGCAAGAAAGUGUCGCGCCCGAAGACAAAGGUUCAGAUGCCACGGUGGAAUUGAACAACAGGUUGUCUGUUUACGACAACCAACUUCUCAGGCAUUCGGUGUCGACACCGGGUAUUUUCGAAGGUGAAAGCUACCUUACUGUGGAUGGUACCAUGGUCGAAGAAGAUGAGCGUUUAGAAAAACGCAAGGAGAAGGCUUUCAGAUCCAUAUUCAGGAGGGUGCCAAAAAACCAAGGGAGCUUCAGAUCUUUGCUUGGUAGCUCAAGAGGAUCUAGUAUUAUACCCGCCAAAGGAAAAACUGUGAUGCUUCGACAUCCCAUCAAAGACAUGUCCAAGACGGAACGCAAAAAAUGGGAACUGAUACAAAUGGCAUGCUUGGUGGACUUCUCGAACUGUUUCCUAGACCCAGCGCCGUUUCAGCUUGUCGAAAGAACUUCCCUACUCAAAGUUCACUCGUUGUUCUCCCUGAUGGGUUUGAACCAAGCCUACGUAACGGCCAUCGGAAGGCUGGUUGGAGUUGUAGGACUCAAAGAAUUACGUAAAGCAAUCGAAGAUGCAAACAGCGGUAUCCUAAGACCCAGCGAGAUGUUAAUGCAUAGUUCGUAUCUAGGGAUGAAAGAUUCCAGCUUCCAAGCUUAUGUAUAAUCAGUAUUCGAAAUGGUAUGAAAAAUUUACCAUCAACAUGUAUUGAUCUUAAGGAUAAUUAUAUUAUUUUUGUAUCAAAGUUUU
Coccinella septempunctata (seven-spotted ladybird) is the source of this 2997-nucleotide messenger RNA. RefSeq names its product chloride channel protein 2-like. Gene Ontology annotation, molecular function: voltage-gated chloride channel activity. The transcript has 14 exons. Lineage: Eukaryota; Metazoa; Arthropoda; Insecta; Coleoptera; Coccinellidae. The record is from RefSeq and is a predicted model, not a curated record. Gene Ontology annotation, cellular component: membrane. Gene Ontology annotation, biological process: chloride transport; transmembrane transport. The coding region runs from base 313 to 2913 and encodes 866 amino acids.